AUGGCACGUGAAAUCUUAACAUUCCAAUUGGGCAAUUAUUCCAACUACAUCGGUACGCAUUGGUGGAACAUACAGGAAUCUUCAUUCAACUAUGAUCCCAACGCAAAACCGUCAGAAAUUGAUCAUUCGAUCCUGUAUCGAGAAGGUCAAACGAGACAACGACAGGUUACCUUCACACCACGCCUGCUGAUGGUUGAUUUGAAUGGGACUCUGAAGCAUGUGCCACGCACUGGCGACCUGUACGAACAACCGAUUGAUCCGGAACAAAUAUCAUCGGACCCUGCGGAGGUUACUGACAUCGGAUGGGAAACUGGAAAGGUUGAGGUGAUAAAGAAGGAAAAAUCCGCUGGGAAACAUCCUUACCAAGCGGACCUUCAGGCCGGAAGUUCCAACGACAGCGAGGAGGCAACGGAAAAAGAUUACAAUUUUUCCAAUACGGUUGAAAAUUGGAUAGAUUUUAGCUACACCCGAUACCAUCCGCGAAGUUUAAACAUCAUCGAAAGGUAUACACACACCAAGGAAGAAUCCCAACUCGAUACUAUUAUGAACGGUAUGGAGCUGUGGAAGGAUUACGACUUUCAGGACGAUUUUACUGACCGUGUGCGGCAGUACAUCGAAGAGUGCGAUGGUUGUCAGGGAUUUCAAAUGUUGUUCGAUUGCUGUGAUGGAUUUUCUGGACUAGCAAUCAAGCUGCUCGAGCAUCUGCAGGAUGAGUACAGCAAAUCCUCGCUCAUAUUUCCAGUAUUUUCGCCCAAGGCACCAAUGUUUAAAAAUGCCGAUGAAGCCAUGAGCGAUUCUAUACGCGUUAUUAAUACAGCACUUGCUUUUGCACAAUUAUCCGAACAGUGUUCGCUGUUUGUGCCCCUAUCAACUAUGAGCCGCUGCUGGCGCGAUGUGACCAAGCCACGUUCGCUUCCUAACCUUGUUUACGAUCCUACCAAUUUCUAUCAAACAUCCGCCAUUUUGGCGAGCUUCUUAGAAACAGUAACGUUGCGCUAUCGAUUAAAGGGAUCGAUUACAGCCGGUGCAGGAAGUUACAUUUCCGGCAUGUGCAGCGAUUUGAAUGCCUACGGACGAAAGAUGGCUGCAGCCGGACUAAUCUUUCCCUUUCCAUUAGGUGACACGCAAGAUUUAAUAGACUGUCUCGAUCAAUUGGAUGGUAAAAGCUUGACCGUUCAGCUUUCUCCAAACGUUAACGUGGGCAAUCGUGCCGUCGUACAAUCCGUGUGUGCCCGAGGAUUGCCACAGAAUCGUCUAAAGCGGCCCCCAACAGCCAAAUCUGCCCAACGGCAACAGAUAAUGCCUGCGUACAGAUGCAACAAUGUGAGCGAAAUGUUACAAUUCUUCUAUUCCUGCAGUCUCGAGAUCAGCAUGACGCACGUAACUUCGGUUCAGAGUCCUAUGACCGUGCGGCAACCGUUCCCGGUGGAACUGUUCGACAAACGAGUUGGCUACAACGGUUUCCUCACCGACUGUCCAUUGGCGCAAGCUUCUGCGCUGUACGUACAGCAUUGUCCGGCUUUAGCUGCAAUUCAAUCGUCGUCUGAUUUAGGGGAUGGCCUCAAUGCGCUUCAUCGUGAAGUUAGUCGAAUUCGGUUACCGAAAAUACCACGAUUUGCUGAGUGUGGUUUGGAGGAGGUGGACUACAAGGAAUCGAUCGAACGACUGUUGGAGUUUAAGGAAAAUUACGAUGAAAACUACGAACUGUAA
Messenger RNA from Anopheles marshallii, 1710 nucleotides. It is a transcript of the gene mst, whose product is annotated as protein misato. The record is from RefSeq and is a predicted model, not a curated record. Gene Ontology annotation, biological process: mitochondrion distribution. The coding region runs from base 1 to 1710 and encodes 569 amino acids. Lineage: Eukaryota; Metazoa; Arthropoda; Insecta; Diptera; Culicidae. Gene Ontology annotation, cellular component: cytoplasm. The transcript is spliced from 2 exons.